AUGUUUUUCAGAAAAGUAUUAGAAUAUGCAGCGGAGAUCGAAGUGUGGAAAAGGAAAUAUGAAAUGCAGCAACAAACAGCAAGUAUCGAGAUUAGUGAGCCUACAAAUAAUGAAGAAGAGAUUACUGAUAUAAUGGAACAACUGAAUACUGCAGCAGAAAGAUUAACACGUUUAAAUGCUGUCAAAGAUCUAAGACUUUUGCAGGUUAAUACGGCGAAGUACUUAUCUGAUUUUGAAGCUCAAAGAUAUAUUUGCGUCCCUUUAUGA
Molecule: messenger RNA, 267 nt
Organism: Thelazia callipaeda (thelaziosis nematode)
Lineage: Eukaryota; Metazoa; Nematoda; Chromadorea; Rhabditida; Thelaziidae
Source: the annotation of a GenBank genome assembly